UGUUGUGGUUCGCAGUCGCGCGGUUUCUCCCAUGUGGCGAUCUGUCAACAGUAUCGGAGUCGUCGAGGAGUAGACUGCUUCUAGACCGCGCGUGAAACGUGAAUCACUCUCGUAUACGCGACAGAUACAUACACGACAAUAUUGUCCCGCGACUGUAAUCAUGGAUCGAGCCUUUUUAAACGUGAUGAGCCUCAGCUGGGGAUUUAUGCUAGUCUUCACGGCAUUUCAAACGAUGGGCAAUAUAGAGAAAACUGUCUUGAACAGCAUUUCGGACGAAUUUGAAGAUUUCCAUGGUAAUGCUUAUGUCAGCCUGGCCAUAAUCUAUGCCGUGUUUGCGACCUGCAACUGGUUAGCACCGUCCUACAUUUCCGUGACAGGGCCACGGAUAGCGAUACUUACAGGUGCCUGUUGUUACGUCCUGUUCAUCGCUUCAUUCUUUUGGCCGCAUGAUGCUCUGUUGUAUACCAUGUCCGCUAUCGUCGGGAUUGGUGCCGCUCUGAUGUGGACCGGCCAUGGACAAUACCUAACGGAAAACAGUGAUAAUGAGACAAUGUCACGGAAUGCCGGUAUAUUUUGGGCGAUUUUCCAGACAUCGCAGUUCGCCGGUAAUCUGUUUGUCUUUUUCAUCUUUACAAAGUCCAAAAUUGACAAGGAACAACGGACAAUCGUAUUCAGCGUGCUAACUGGCCUCGCAGUAGUCGGUGCCGGGGUACUACUCGUAUUGAGAAAAUCGCCACAGAAGUUGUUGCUGGGUGAAGCUGAGGGGGUAUCUAACGCCGACAAAGAACUACGCCUGCCGGAACCAAGGCGUGAGAAACCGCUAUUGGCUGCGUGGAACGCCUUCGUGGAUGCAAUUAGGCUCUUCCUCACGUCGAACAUGCUGCUACUAUCAUUGACAUUUAUUUAUACAGGUCUCGAGCUUACCUUCUAUUCCGGUGUAUAUUCUAGCAGCAUUGGCUUCGUGAAGGCAUUGGGUGAGGAUCGUAAGAAAUUGGUGGGACUAUCCGGUAUUUUUAUUGGUGUCGGCGAAGUCGUGGGCGGCGCGGUCUUCGGCAUUCUUGCGUCCAAGAUAUCCCGUAAGUGCGGUGGCUGGCCGGUGAUACUCACUGGUCUGACUGUGCAUUUAUUCGCCUUCAUCAGCAUCUUCCUGAAUCUACCAAACGAUGCAUCGUUCAAGGACACAGAUAAUGUAGGCUACAUUGAGACAUCAAAGUUCCUCGCAUUGGCAGGCAGUCUUGCCCUCGGUUUCGGCGACGCCUGCUACAACACGCAAGUCUACUCGCUAUUAGGCGUCCUGUUCGCUAACGAGAGUGCGUCGGCCUUUGCUCUCUUUAAAUUUUGUCAAUCUGUCGCAGCAGCUAUUAGCUUCUCAUACAGUACUGAGGUGGGAUUGUAUGUACAACUCGCGGUGCUACUCGUGGCUAUAUUCAUCGGUACGGGGGCCUUCUGCUAUGUCGAAUACAAAGUAAAAAAAUCGAAGAAUGAAUCCUCACAGGAAAUUGAUCCAGCGUUGGUCGAUGCCACAAGCGGUGAAGAUUGAUAAGGCUAGUUAAAGCAAGCAAGCUAGCAAAUUCUUUAGGUUGCAAAGAUACAUAACGAGUUUGAAUGCGAAUGAAGUGUGCGAAAACUCUCGAGAAAUAACAUCGUGGAACAUAAGAAACUGUGUUAAAAAUAAAGCAACUCACGGUAGCUCAAACGAGCGUUAACGCACAUUAUUUUAAUACAUUAACGAUAAGAUUGAUAAGAUAUUUUUGCAAAUAUAAGUAUUAGAUAAUGUAUGAAUCCUUCUAUAAUUGAAGACUAUAUUAGCUCAAAUAAAAAGUAGUCGAAAAUAUUAAUUGCGAAUUGCGAGUUUUUUCGUAAUUUUUGUUUUUCAAAAUGUUAAUAUAAGAAGUCUUUAUUAUAAGUCAAGUGUGUUUUCCAUUUGAUGACAAGUCGAUCCAAGCGUCGUUUUAUCCUUCUUAACAUUCAGAGAGUGAUAAAGAGAGAACGACACUUGAGUCGAUUUAUUGUAUCAUCAAAUGGAAAGUAUCUAAUAUUGUUUGAGCGAUUACAUAAAGAGGACAUCCAGGAAUAUACUUUCCGUCGAAUGUUAUAGUCUUCCAGUAUGUAUAUAUACAUGUAUAUUUCUCAAUCUCUUUCAAUUUCGGAAUAACUGUGUUUUAGAUAUUCCCUCUUUUAAAGCGGUCUUUAUAUAUGCAAGUAUGCCAAAUACGUAUUUAUUGGCGUCAUCAAUGUUUCCAUUACUGAAAUGUUGCGUCAUUCACAGUUGAAAGAACGCUGCCUUGAAGACAUUGAUCUAAUCUAUUUUCUUUCAGAUAUCCGAUAUUGUUAUAUUAAAAUGCAAGAUUUUCAUCUUAACGAGGAAUAUAAUUGAUAUAAUAAUUUUUUUUUCAUCUACUCGAAAGCUGUAAGUGUGCUUUGCAUUCAUUGCAAGCUUCUUUAUAUAAGUUCUAAUUAUGUAUGUUUGACUAUGAGAUCAUGUUUGUUUUAGAUGAUUUGUGCAUCAGUUUUGCACUGCGAUUUUGUGACUAACUAGUCUGUAACAUGAAUCCGCCACAAAAAAACUCGCGUUUAACUAGUCCAUAACGCAGUAUAUCGAC
Molecule: messenger RNA, 2603 nt
Organism: Atta colombica
Lineage: Eukaryota; Metazoa; Arthropoda; Insecta; Hymenoptera; Formicidae
Product: UNC93-like protein MFSD11
Exons: 2
Coding region: 161-1540 (459 amino acids)
Source: RefSeq, a predicted model, not a curated record